Cephus cinctus (wheat stem sawfly) is the source of this 1199-nucleotide messenger RNA. Its product is annotated as GSK3-beta interaction protein. Gene Ontology annotation, molecular function: kinase regulator activity; protein kinase A binding. The coding region runs from base 811 to 1176 and encodes 121 amino acids. Gene Ontology annotation, biological process: regulation of canonical Wnt signaling pathway. Lineage: Eukaryota; Metazoa; Arthropoda; Insecta; Hymenoptera; Cephidae. Gene Ontology annotation, cellular component: cytoplasm. The record is from RefSeq and is a predicted model, not a curated record. The transcript has a single exon.
AUUUAUCAUCGACCUUUCUGAGCAACAAUGCUAUGCCGUUAGUAGAUGUUUGAGAUACAGUUGUAUGAAAUUAAAUUUGACAAAUCCUUAAACUUUGAUUUUCAGUGCUGCAAGAACGACCGUUUUCUUCUAAGCAGCUAAAUAUUUAUAACAAAUAUUCAAAUAUUCAUGGGGGAAAGUGCUACACAUUUUUUAUACCAAUCGGCUAAUAGAUAUUGAAGAAUUAUUCACUUCUGUUAUUACAAUAUUGCUAAAGGACAAUAUCGUUAUUAUUCUCAUAAUAGGUGUCAAGUUUUAUGGAUUGAUGCAAUUGACUUAACUUUCUAUCAAUUUGUAAAAGAUGUUCCAAGUAAUGACCCAAUUUCAUUGUACGAUUAACGGAUUUUGAGCCGCUUCGUUCGUUUGGUGAUUUGGUCAAAAAGACAAAGAUGGCGCCACUUUAUCUGCGAAGUCAAGAACCGUGCAAUGAAACGUAGAAGUCCACUCGGAAAAUAUGUAUGUACCUAGAUACUAGAAGAAACACGCGAAGUUCUUGCCAAUAAAUUACAUAAGCGGCUGAUCUUGGUUUUUGACCCUGAAUAAGAGGGUGAGAAGGAAGCGAUCAUACAAAAUAUACGGUCUCGAGUUGUCAGAAAAAAAGAGACGGAAUAUUGAAGGCUCUGUGGACUUACGUCCAUGUAUACAAAUAAAAAAGGUCGUAGCGUUGGCAAACGUGCUCCUUAUUACGUAUCGUUCCGCAUAGUUUUCGUAGUCGAAAACCGUGAGAUUACGGAUGAAAGAAGACGCAAAAAAGAUUGCUAAUUUUGAGAAAUGUUGCCGAGAAUGAGUGAUGGGGAAAAUCGGCUACUGGAUGAAAAUCAGUGGAAAAACGAAGCUCAGGCUGUUAUUAAUGACGUGAAGAGACACGUGCGUGACAUUGGGUUAUCUGAAAAACUGCGAAGUACCAACAGUUUUAUCUACUUGAAUUUAACUACUUUGGAAGGAUUCAAGUACUGUGUAGAGCUUUCGGGCGCUGGUUUCACCAUUGUUGGCAAUCAACACGACGAUACCUCGAACAGAGGAAACGAACGGUUCGAGACACCUUACAGCUUGUUGAAUUAUGUCAGCCCACUGUACGAAAAUUCAUUUGGCAAUUUGCUUUUUGACAAACUCAAGGAACUUGCAGAUAAAGAGUAAAUAAAGACUUUCUCAGAAAAUAA